Molecule: messenger RNA, 519 nt
Organism: Podospora anserina S mat+
Lineage: Eukaryota; Fungi; Ascomycota; Sordariomycetes; Sordariales; Podosporaceae
Exons: 1
Source: RefSeq, a predicted model, not a curated record
AUGUCCACCACCGACACCGCCCCGGCCGAAAUCCCCUCCCAACAACAACCCAUCGCCGACCUCCCCUCAGGCGACCCAAUCCCCUCCCCCUCCAAACCGUUGACCACCCCCCCCAACACCCUCCCCCUAACCACCCUCCUCGCCAACCUCCCCUCCUCCACAAACUUGUUCCUCUCCCGCCUCGAGAAAUGCAUGUCCACCCCCUCAGGGAUCGACACAGUGAUGCUGUUGCUAUGCUACACCUCCAAACUCGCCGCCUCAGUCCUCACCUCUGGUCACAUAACCACCCUCCUCUCCAAAACCUCCCAACCCAUCGCCCGCAAAACCCUCGCCACCCUCCUCGCCAAACGUCUCAACAACCUCUCGGCGUUGAUGUCCGAGUCAAGGGUUAUCCUCCGCCUCUGGGCGCUAUUGGGGAUCUACUCCUGGGGCCGCUCCAUCGUCUCCUCCCCCACGACAUCCAUCACCGCCAAAACGCUGGAUUAUAUCCGGCUUGUCCUCUGUGUUUUGCUUCAGGGG